GGAGGGGUGCGCGGCGGCGGCGGUGGAGGCGGCGGCGGAGGAUGGAUCCGCCGGCGGGCGCGCAGGGCCAGCACCAGCACGAGCCCAUCAGCUUCGGCAUCGACCAGAUCCUCAACAGCCCCGAGCAGGAGAGCGCUCCCCCGCCGCCCCCCCGGGGCCCCGACGGCGCGACCUUCCUGGGCGGCCCCGGCGGCCGCGGCGGCGCGCCCUACCCGGCCCUGCCGGCCCCCUUCCCGGCCAUCGCCGCGCCCUUCGAGGACUCGGGAUCUUACAGUGUGAACCUCAGCCUGGCCCCGGCCGGCGUGAUCCGGGUGCCGGCGCACAGGCCCAUCCCCGGGGCCGUGCCGCCGCCCAUCUCCAGCGCCAUCCCGGCCAUGCCCGCCGUGCCCAGCCUGGGCAGCCUCAACUUCCCCUGGAUGGAGAGCAGCAGGCGCUUCGUCAAGGACCGGUUCACAGAACCGGACCCCGCCGAAGCGCAAGAAGCCGCGGACGUCCUUCUCCCGGGUGCAGAUCUGCGAGCUGGAGAAGCGCUUCCACCGGCAGAAGUACCUGGCCUCGGCCGAGCGCGCUGCCCUCGCCAAGUCCCUCAAGAUGACGGACGCCCAGGUGAAGACCUGGUUCCAGAACCGGCGCACCAAAUGGCGGCGGCAGACGGCGGAGGAGCGGGAGGCCGAGCGGCAGCAGGCGAGCCGGCUGAUGCUGCAGCUGCAGCACGACGCCUUCCAGAAGUCGCUGAACGAGUCGAUCCAGCCCGACCCGCUGUGCCUGCACAACUCGUCGCUGUUCGCGCUGCAGAACCUGCAGCCCUGGGAGGAGGAGAGCGCCAAGAUCCCGCCGGUCACCUCCCUCGUCUGAGCCCGGCAGCCCGGGCACGCAGCGGACUCGCCCGCGGAGCUCGGCCGGCGGCUCCCCCGCCCCCGGGGCCGCGGUUCGCCCCAGACGGGGCGGGCGGGGGGGCGGCGGCGAGCGGCGCCCGCGGGACCGGCACCGGCACCGGGACCGGGACCGGGGCCGCCGCGGCGCUUCCCCGAGGCCGGCGCGGAGCGGAGCGGAGCCGCCGGGCGCUGCCGUCGCGGGGCCCCGCGCUCCGCUUGUAUAUUCGUGUCGAUGUUCCACUAGGAAGGGAAAUAUGUCACUUUUUGUAAGAAGUGUUAAUAAUUUAAUUUAUUUAUGCAUCGAGAUUUUGGGCACUAUUAAUAUGGAAUUAUAUAAAACCUCGAUUAUUUAUAUCGAAAUCUGAACAUAGGUAUUUUGCGUUGGCUUUGGAACAAAAGGCUAUUUUUUUUUUUCCUGUUCUGAGGAUAGUCUAAAGAAAAAAAAAUACCUACCUAUCACUUAGCGGAGGGGACUAAGUGGAGCCGGUGAUGACUCAUUAGCUUAGGAAACCCUAUUAAGCUGAAAAGCGGUAGCUUCCAUCUGUCCCAGGUGAAGUUAAUGUCAGCUGUAAUUUAUUCACCGUAGUAAUAAGGGCUCCUUUCAGGCAACACACACUCGGUUUUGUCCUCACCUUUCCAGCCGAUGAGCUUUCGCGCACCGAAACAGCACCCGCACCCUCUCCUUUCGCCACCGACUCUAGAGAAAGCGCCUUAUGUUUCAUAAUAAAGAAGAUUUGGGGUUGACACAGACCAUGUAUAAUACUUUGUACUUGCCGAGACGUGUAAAUAAACGUUUUCUU
Molecule: messenger RNA, 1675 nt
Organism: Aquila chrysaetos chrysaetos
Lineage: Eukaryota; Metazoa; Chordata; Aves; Accipitriformes; Accipitridae
Gene: TLX3
Product: T cell leukemia homeobox 3
Exons: 3
Coding region: 42-1145 (367 amino acids)
Biological process (GO): animal organ development; regulation of transcription by RNA polymerase II
Cellular component (GO): nucleus
Molecular function (GO): RNA polymerase II cis-regulatory region sequence-specific DNA binding; DNA-binding transcription factor activity, RNA polymerase II-specific
Source: RefSeq, a predicted model, not a curated record